Messenger RNA from Microthlaspi erraticum, 1074 nucleotides. The record is from the annotation of a GenBank genome assembly. Lineage: Eukaryota; Viridiplantae; Streptophyta; Magnoliopsida; Brassicales; Brassicaceae.
AUGUCUCUCUCGUCGGAAUCAACCGUUCCUACGCUGAGCACCGUCACUAUAUCUUACUCAGAGCUCAAGGAUUGCAACGUAGAUUUGUCUGCGAGGAUUGAACAAGGAUUUGGACCUAAUGGACUUGGAAUCCUCUCUGUGAAAGAUGUUCCAGGGUACUCUGCUUUACGUCAGAACUUACUUUGUCUUGCUCCUAGGUUAGCUUCUCUUCCUGAUGAGGUGAAGAGAGAGCUUGAAGAUGCUCAUAGUAGGUACAAUUUUGGUUGGAGUCAUGGCAAGGAGAAACUAGAAUCCGGGAAGCUUGACAUGUUGAAAGGCUCUUAUUAUGCUAAUCCUCUACAAGAUGUACCUACGAGUAAUUCAGCUGAAAUCCAGCGGUAUCCAUGGUAUUGUGGAUCAAACAUAUGGCCAAAUAAUUCCUUGCCGGAACUUGAAGGAGCUUUCAAAGCUCUUGGUAAACUGAUGUUCGACGUAGGCCUGAUGGUAGCGUACCACUGUGAUCAGUAUGUCUCAAAGGGUAUAGAGCAGCAUGAAAUGCAAAACCUCGAAAAGAUACUAGUUGGCUCUCGGUGCCACAAAGGACGCCUGCUUUAUUAUUUUCCUGCACAAGAUAGCACUACGCAGAACAACGAGUCCAUCUCAUCUUGGUGUGGAUGGCAUACAGACCAUGGUUCACUCACAGGUCUCACUCGUGCUAUAUUCUCAAGAGACUCAGUGGAAGUGCCUUGCCCGGAUCCUGCUUCUGGCUUAUACAUAGAAACACGGUCGGGUCAGAUUGUUAAGGUUGUGUUUGGAGAAGAUGAAAUAGCAUACCAAAUAGGCGAGACAACAGCGAUUCUUUCAAAGGGUUAUCUUUGUGCCACACCUCAUUGUGUACGGGCGCCACAAGGAGAGGAAGCUCAUGGUCUAGAGCGAUCGACAUUUGCAUUGUUCAUGCAACCUGACUGGGAUCAGAAGCUUACAUUCCCAAAGGAAGUUACAAUUCAUGGAGAUAUAGCUCUCUCUAAUGGUGUCUUGACGUUUGGAGAAUACACAGAGAAACUACUCAACAUAUACUACGAUACAAAACCAUAG